Phytophthora nicotianae INRA-310 is the source of this 324-nucleotide messenger RNA. RefSeq lists its product as hypothetical. The transcript has 3 exons. The record is from RefSeq and is a predicted model, not a curated record. NCBI's taxonomy places the organism in Eukaryota, Oomycota, Peronosporomycetes, Peronosporales, Peronosporaceae. The coding region runs from base 1 to 324 and encodes 107 amino acids.
AUGGUCCCACCCAACACGGACAAUAGCAGAUACCCAACAGGGCUCCGGCCUCAAGAACACGCGCUGGACGCCUUAAGGACACAUGUCUCCAAGCUGAACGACAAAGGCACGCGUAUGUGUGACCAGUAUAACUUACCUACGCCAAGAGAAAUACCCCACAAGGCUCCUGUGCCAAGAAGAAAAACGAGCCAUACCAAGCCGAUAUCUAUCACCUGCGCCAAGAUGAAGGCCGUACAAGAAGUUCGUGCCAAGAUUGCGAGAUGCAAUUCAGGAUACAAGUCUCAGAAUGGCACCCCUGAAGAACAGGUGCAUACUGGCACUUAA